This is a messenger RNA of Zygotorulaspora mrakii, 609 nucleotides long. RefSeq names its product Dat1p (gene DAT1). The coding region runs from base 1 to 609 and encodes 202 amino acids. The transcript has a single exon. The record is from RefSeq and is a predicted model, not a curated record. NCBI's taxonomy places the organism in Eukaryota, Fungi, Ascomycota, Saccharomycetes, Saccharomycetales, Saccharomycetaceae.
AUGGCAAAGACGUUGGCUCAAGGGAGAAAACCUGGCAGCGGUAGGAAGCCGGGCAAAGGUAAAACGCUGAGGGAAGGAAGAAAACCAGGCAGUGGUAGAAGGCGGAGAGUUGACGAGGAAGCUACAAAAAUUCAGAGCAGUGAAUUGCAUGGCAUUGAGAUCUCAAAUGAAUGUAUUCUGGGAAGUUUGCAAAGGAACAUUAAUAACGAAUUGUCUACGAGGGACAUGGAGGCUGUGGAUGCCCUUCGAGGACUUAAUACGAGUCCGUCACAACAGCACCAACAGCUUUUGACGCCUGAGUCGACUGCAACACAAUUCAAGUCGAUGCUCAGUGGUAUGGAAAGUACUCGUCCUUCCCAGGAUUUCAUAGACCUAAACAGAAAUUUGAGUUUUACAAACGGCUUUUUGUAUGCCAAGAGCGAUAUGAAACCGGAUGACAACCAUCUCAUGGAAUCGAACGUGUUGACGGGUUUGACGAAUACAUCCGUACCGGUGGGUGUGCCGGUUGCAAUUUCGCAUUCGCAAGAAACCAAGAGUCAUGAGCGUAGCAGCAACGCCAAUCAAAACAUAAACCAAACCAAUGGGGAAAAAGUGCUUAUCUUAACGUAA